GAGACGAAUUUCUAUUUUUCGAAGAAUCGCAAUUAACGGUUUCCUUUUUAAAUAUAACUGAAUGCAUAUGAAUAUUGAAUUCUCAUUAUAUUGGCCUUAAUCUCCGUUUUUAUUUUAUGACAGACUUCUAUAACCCGUAAAUCACCUUUUUCAGAAGCACAUUGUCGGGUCUAUAACACAGUCGAGUCAAUCAUUGCGAUUUAAAAGCCGUCUGAAUUAUUGUCAGGAAAGUAUAAAAAGAGUGAUCUGGCAUUGUUUUCUGUAUUGACAUGUUGACUGAAAUCGUCAAGAGGAACUUGACAAGUCUGUGGGCCGAAUAAUGGAGCACCCCUCCUAUUUAUUGCACAUAUUGUGUUGUACCUGUUUAAUAUACCUGCCUUUUAUCGCUGUCAGAGACCUUAUAUUUUUCUGGAGGUCAUCUACAGUUCUGCGAAAAUCCCCGGUCUUAACAUCUCUACUUUCUCGCUCGUCUUUUGAACUCAAAGAUUUCUGAUUGACUUUGGGAAGCAAUAUUGUGGCAAAUUUUAAUGCGAUUCCUUCUUGUCCAGGGAUUGAGAUAUCGAUAAUUUCUUAUCGUUUGGCUUUUCGAUCUCUUCGCUCGAAUCUGACAGUGUUAUUAAGUCAGCCCUUGAUUGCGCUUUAUUUUGGAAUUUAGCAAUUUCGAUUCUGACUGCAGUACUUGGACUGUGUUUGCAUUGCUGUCGAAGACUGGAGAAUAUAAUCAUAAAACCAAAUAUUUAUUAUUGAUUUCAUUGACCUAAUGUAUACAUAAGAGGAGCAACAGAAUCAUUAUGAGGUUGGACCAAUUAAGACGCAAAACAAAACGUAUAGGUAAGCUUAAACUAGAGGAUCGAAACUAUGUCCAAAACAAAAGACAAGAGAAUGGUCAUCCAGUGCGAGUAAAUGCAGACGGUAACUAUGAUUAUGACUUCGAAGGCAUCGAUGACGACAGAGAGACAGAUGUGGUGUCAAAAAGGAAGGAAGAGGAACAGAACCGAGUGGUUACGAAGGAAUUGCAGCAAAUUAGUAUUCCGCAAGGAAUUCUUUGUAGUGAAUGUGCCAAAAUAGGAACGUACGAUCUGAAUUCGAACGUUCCAAAAGGUAAUACAAACCUGGCUGGGGACGAUAGAACUAGCGACAGCAGAGAAAGGUGUUCGAUCUGCCAGACUUUAGGGACAAGCAGUGAGGACCAUAUAGACACUGUCAAAAUGUCGGUGCUAUACUCCCAUGAAUUUUAUGACAAAUAUUCCAGGGAAAAACGACCGGGAAAUCUGACAGAUUCAGGCGACUCCUCCACAAGGGAAAACUCUACGGUAAAAGACAAAAACUCGGAUCGACUUCAAAGGGAAAAAUCUAUCGAUCAGACGGAACCGAAAAAAUCAAGCAGACGACCGUUUGCAAACAGUGUUCGAAUCCCAGGGGCACAACAAGAAAAAGGAGAACAUGUUGUGAUUGGGAAUAUGCAAAGAGAGAACGCAAUAUUUGAAGGAAAGGAGAACUUGACGACAAAACAUGACUCAGGUAAUUUAUCUCAAACAGAUGAUAAGUGCAAUAAUAAAGCAAUGAAUAACAGUAGAAACCGAGACAGCAAAUCAGGGACGUCACUUCCGGAAAUUGUGAGUAAAAUUUCUCUAGUGGAUCCAAAUGAAAACAAGUCACUUGACAUCUUGAGGAGAAAGUUCUCGGACGAUCGCUCCUUGGCUCACGAAUCUCUCGCCUCCUCGGGCCAAAAUUCAAAGAAAGAUCAGGACUCCUCAGAAAAGCCGCGGUCCUUCAUUCUAGCGGCCACAAGGAGGAACGCUGACCGAUUUUCCAGCAUGUACAUGAAGCGCGCAAUGAAAGGGAGCACAGUUCGUAAAGAUUUGAUGAACAAAUACGGAGAUUCAGAACAUCAUCAACACCGAGAAAAGUACACGGUGGAAAGUCUCGGUUUGACUUUUGGAAUUCCGGAAUUCAACCUUCGAUUGGCGGGAAGGACUGUGAAUAAAUCAUCCGUGUCACCAAGGAGACCAAAUAGCCAUAGGUCAACCCAGAGUUCAAAUUCACAAUCUUUUUUUCCACCUAUCAAAUCAGCCCAAAGACAUUCGUUUUCUCUACAAGGCUUUUAAAUCCAUUGAAGUAGUUUACACAUAGUUAAAAAGAUAUGCACUGUUAAUGCCAGAAUUCAUGAAAAAAGCCAUGAUUGCAUGAAUUUAUUUAUUUGUACAAUGUACAUAAUUAUUUAUUUGGAAAUCAGAUAAAAGCCAAAAAUAUU
Messenger RNA from Magallana angulata, 2254 nucleotides. RefSeq lists its product as uncharacterized. Bases 792 to 2108 code for a protein of 438 amino acids. The record is from RefSeq and is a predicted model, not a curated record. The transcript has 3 exons. Lineage: Eukaryota; Metazoa; Mollusca; Bivalvia; Ostreida; Ostreidae.